This is a messenger RNA of Rattus rattus (black rat), 682 nucleotides long. RefSeq names its product keratin-associated protein 9-3-like. The transcript has a single exon. The record is from RefSeq and is a predicted model, not a curated record. Gene Ontology annotation, cellular component: keratin filament. NCBI's taxonomy places the organism in Eukaryota, Metazoa, Chordata, Mammalia, Rodentia, Muridae. Bases 1 to 396 code for a protein of 131 amino acids.
AUGGCCUGCUGCUCUACUAGCUUCUGUGGCUUUCCCACCUGCUCCACUGGUGGCACCUGUGGCUCCAGCUGCUGCCAGCCCAGCUGUUGUGAGACCAGCUGCUUCCAGCCAAGCUGCUGCGAGACAGGCUCUGGCAUCGGGGGUGGCAUUGGCUAUGGCCAGGGGAGUGGCAGUGGAGCCGUGAACUGCCGUGUUAGAUGGUGCCGCCCUGACUGCCGUGUGGAGGGCACCUCCCUGCCCCCCUGCUGUGUGGCAAGCUGUAUACCCCCAACCUGCUGCCAGCUGCACCACGCCCAGGCCUCCUGCUGCCGCCCAUCCUACUGUGGACAGUCCUGCUGCCGCCCAGCCUGCUGCUGCCACUGCUGCCAGCCCAGCUGCUCCGAGCCCAGCUGUUGAAAGCCUUCUGACAAGAAUCUUAGGAAGAUGACGCUUCAAAAUGAUCCAACUAGAACCCUAAAAAAGUCUUCUAAAUUUCAGAAUUGAUAACUCAGCUAUUGUUACAGCUACGUAAUUUCGCAGGAGGUAAAUUCAUUUGGGGUAGAAGAGCCAACUUUGUUGACUUGAACUCCAACAAAAGGCCCAUGCUGUGGAGAGGGAUGGGUAAAACAUUACUAUAAAUUUUACCAGAACUACUUCAAUAGCCAACUGGGAUUUGUAUUUAAUAAAAUGCAUUUGGUCUCUU